Ananas comosus (pineapple) is the source of this 2932-nucleotide messenger RNA. Its product is annotated as pentatricopeptide repeat-containing protein At3g06920. Gene Ontology annotation, molecular function: protein binding. NCBI's taxonomy places the organism in Eukaryota, Viridiplantae, Streptophyta, Magnoliopsida, Poales, Bromeliaceae. Bases 71 to 2770 code for a protein of 899 amino acids. The record is from RefSeq and is a predicted model, not a curated record. The transcript is spliced from 2 exons.
GGUUUUACAAAUUAGGGUUUAUCUUCUUCCUCGUCCCAAACCCUAACAAUCCACCAAAUCCCUCCCAACAAUGGCGAGGCCCCGAUCCCUCCUCUCCACCGCCUAUCGAUUCCGGUUCUCCGAUCGGAGAAAAGGGCCCGUUUUCGCCCCCUUUAAUCGGAAUUUCUCAUCGGAUAAACCCCUGGAACCGAUCGGAAACCCUAAGGAGGGUUUGAGAGCGAUUGUCGACGAGCUCUGCGGCGUCCUCGAUCGCGCCGGGGGGGGCGGCGGCGGCGGCGGCGGCGGCGGCGCCUGGGGCCCGAAGCUGGAGCAGGCCCUCGCUUCGAUCCAUCCGAAACCCUCGCCGGAGAUCGUCGUUCCCGUGUUGAAGCGGCUCAAAGAUCCGAUCUUGGCCGUCGGUUUCUUCCGAUGGGCCGAAACGAUCAUCGGCGAGCCGCACGGCCCCGACGGCUACAAUUCUCUGCUCCAUUUGAUGGCCAGUUGUGGAAAGUUUGAUUCUUUGGAGAAGUUCUUCGAGGAGAUGAGCAUUCUCGGAUACGGGCUAUCGAACAAUGUUUGCGUCGAUCUUGUCGGAGGCUUAGCGAAGGCUCGGAGAUUAAAGGAGGCUGCGGAAUUGAUUCGAACAAUGCGGAGGUUCAAGUUCCGGCCGGCAUUUUCGGCGUACACUACUUUGAUCGGAGCCCUGGCCGAUGCCCAUGAGCCCGAUUUGGCUCUCUCGAUGUUUCAUCAAAUGCAGGAGAUGGGUUACGAAGUGAAUGUUCAUCUGUUCACGACUUUGAUCCGGUUGUUUGCGAGAGAGGGGAGGCUUGAUUCGGCCUUGUCCUUGUUGGAGGAGAUGAAGAGCAAUUCUCUCACUGCCGAUCUCGUGCUUUACAACGUCUGCAUAGACUCUUUCGGUAAGGUGGGAAAGGUCGAUAUGGCGUGGAAGUUCUUCCACGAAUUGAAAGCGCAGGGAUUGCGUCCCGACGACGUGUCGUAUACUAGCAUGAUUUGGGUUCUUUGUAGAGCCCUGCGAUUAAGCGAAGCCGAGGAGCUUUUUGAGCAGAUGGAGAGCGAACGGAGUGUUCCGUGUGCUUAUGCUUACAACACGAUGAUUAUGGGUUAUGGGUUGGCGGGCCGGUUCGACGACGCUUACAAGCUAUUGGAGAGGCUAAGGGAGAAGGGAUGCAUUCCUUCUGUCGUGGCGUAUAAUUCGAUUCUCACUUGCCUCGGGAAGAAAGGGAAGGUCGACGAGGCUCUUAAUGUAUUCGAGGAGAUGAAGAAGGACGCGGAGCCCAAUCUCUCGACUUACAACAUUAUUAUUGAUAUGCUUUGUUUAGCGGGAAAAAUCGAAGCGGCCUAUGAAGUAAGAGAUGCCAUGGAAAAAGCUGGCUUGUUUCCUAAUGUCUUGACGGUGAACAUAAUGGUAGAUCGGUUGUGUAAGAUAGAUAAGAUUGACGAAGCCUUUAAAAUAUUCGAAGGAAUCACUAACAAGAAGGGAUGCGGUCCGAAUUCCGUGACUUAUUGUUCGCUUAUUGAUGGACUAGGCAAGAAGGGCAAGGUUGAGGAGGCCUAUAGGUUGUUCGAAAAAAUGUUGGAUGCCGGUCACAACCCUAAUGCGGUUGUGUAUACUUCUCUAAUACGAAACUUCUUCAAAUACGGAAGGAAAGAGGAUGGGCAUAAGAUAUUCAAAGAGAUGAAUCGUCGAGGGUGUAACCCUGAUGUUACCCUUUUCAAUACGUAUAUGGAUUGUGUUCUCAAGGCAGGGGAGAUCGAAAGGGGUCGUGAAGUAUUUGACGAAAUCAAAGCUCGCGGGCUCUCGCCUGAUGUGCGAAGCUAUUCUAUUCUUAUUCAUGGCCUAACGAAAGCUGGGCAUGCUAGGGAGACCUACAAAUUGUUUUACGACAUGAAAGAUCAGGGCUUUGUACUUGAUAUCCGUGCUUAUAACGCAGUUAUUGAUGGGUUUUGCAAGUCGGGGAAGGUGGAUAAAGCUUAUCAACUUUUGGAGGAGAUGAAGUUAAAGGGCCUUCCCCCUACCGUGGCUACCUAUGGAUCCGUUAUUGAUGGCCUUGCGAAGAUUGACCGGCUUGAUGAGGCUUAUAUGCUAUUCGAAGAAGCAAAAUCGAAAGGUAUUGAAUUGAAUGUCAUCAUAUAUAGUAGCCUAAUUGAUGGGUUCGGGAAAGUAGGGAGGAUAGAUGAAGCUUAUUUAGUUAUGGAGGAGAUGAUGCGGAAGGGCUUAACUCCCAAUGUGUACACAUGGAAUAGCUUGAUUGAUGCUCUAGUGAAAGCGGAAGAGAUUAGUGAAGCUCUAGUGUGUUUUCAAACGAUGAAGGAGAUGAAAUCCGCGCCCAAUACCUACACUUACAGCAUUCUCAUUAACGGUCUUUGUCGAGUUCAGAAGUUCAACAAAGCUUUCGUGUUUUGGCAAGAAAUGCAGAAGCUAGGUUUUGCUCCGAACGUAGUCACGUAUACAACCAUGAUAUCAGGCUUAGCGAAGGUGGGAAAUAUAUCAGAGGCGCAUAAUCUGUUCGAGAGGUUUAAGGCUAAUGGCGGAGUUCCGGAUUCAAUUAGUUUUAAUGCUCUUAUAGAAGGCAUGAGCAAUGCGAAUAGGGCACUGGAUGCUUAUCGUGUAUUUGAGGAGACCCGCUCAAGGGGGUGUAAAGUUAAUGCGAAGACUUGUAUUGUCCUUCUGGACGCAUUGCAUAAGGCUGAAUGCCUUGAGCAAGCGGCAAUUGUCGGUGCUGUCUUGAGGGAGAUGGCUAAAUCCCAACAUGCUUCUAGAUCCUUGUAGAAUGUGGAAUGAGUUACUUCAGCGGAGAUUAACGGCUAACUCCCGGUUGCAUCAAACCGAGAGAAGAUUCUUAGAGUGGUAUUGGCAAAAGGAGACUAGCUCCAGAUGUUGAUUUGGAAGCAACUGCAAUAUAAUUGAUGGAUCAUCAGGAAAUCACUUGAA